UUCCUGUGACUUCUCACCAGGAGACUUGGUCUGGGCCAAGAUGGAGGGCUACCCUUGGUGGCCUUGCCUGGUUUACAACCAUCCCUUUGAUGGAACAUGCAUCCGUGAGAAAGGGAAGUCAGUCCGGGUUCAUGUGCAGUUUUUUGAUGACAGCCCAACAAGGGGCUGGGUUAGCAAAAGGCUAUUAAAACCAUACACAGGUUCAAAAUCUAAGGAUGCUCAGAAGGGAGGCCAUUUUUAUAGUUCAAAGCCUGAGAUACUUAGAGCAAUGCAACGUGCAGAUGAAGCCUUAAAUAAAGACAAGACUAAGAGACUUGAAUUGGCAGUGUGUGAUGAGCCCUCGGAACCAGAAGAGGAAGAGAUGGAGGUAGGUGCAACUUAUGCAUCUGAGAAGAGUGAAGAAGAUAAUGAAAUUGAGAGUGAAGAGGAAGUGCGGCCUAAGAUGCAAGGAUCUAGAAGAAGUAGCCGUCAGAUAAAAAAGAGGAGGGUCAUAUCAGACUCUGAGAGUGACAUUGGUGGCUCGGAUGUGGAAUUCAAGCCAGAUGCUAAGGAGGAAGGAAGCAGUGAUGAAAUAAGCAGUGGAGUAGGGGAUAGUGAGAGUGAAGGCUUGGAUAGCCCUGUCAAAGUUGCUCCAAAGCGGAAGAGAAUGGGGAUUGGAAAGAUUGGUUUUAAAAAGAAUAGUUCAAGGAAGGAAACACCCUCAACCACCAAACGAGCAACUGGCAUUUUAUCAGAAACCAAGAGUACUUUGAGUGCUUUCUCUGCCCCUCAAAAUUCUGAAGCCCAAGCCCAAGGUAGUGGAGGAGGUGAUGACAACAGUGGCACCACCGUCUGGUAUCAUGAAACUUUAGAAUGGCUUAAGAAGGAAAAAAGAAGAGAUGAGCACAGGAGGCGCCCCGAUCAUCCCGAUUUUGAUGCAUCCACACUUUAUGUGCCUGAAGAUUUCCUUAAUUCCUGUACUCCUGGGAUGAGGAAGUGGUGGCAGAUUAAGUCUCAGAACUUUGACCUUGUCAUCUUCUAUAAGGUGGGGAAAUUUUAUGAACUGUACCACAUGGACGCUCUCAUUGGAGUCAAUGAACUGGGUCUGGUAUUUAUGAAAGGCAACUGGGCCCAUUCUGGUUUUCCUGAAAUAGCAUUUGGGCGAUACUCAGAUUCCCUGGUGCAGAAGGGCUAUAAAGUAGCACGAGUGGAACAGACUGAAACGCCAGAAAUGAUGGAGGCACGGUGCAGAAAGAUGGCCCAUAUAUCUAAGUAUGAUAAAGUGGUGAGGAGGGAGAUUUGUAGGAUCAUUACCAAGGGUACACAGACCUACAGUGUACUCGAAGGUGACCCUUCUGAGAACUACAGUAAAUAUCUUCUUAGCCUCAAGGAAAAGGAGGAAGAUUCUUCUGGCCACACUCGACUAUACGGUGUGUGCUUUGUUGAUACUUCAUUAGGAAAGUUUUUCAUAGGUCAGUUUUCAGAUGAUCGCCAUUGUUCCAGAUUUAGAACUCUUGUGGCACACUAUCCUCCAGUACAAGUCUUGUUUGAGAAAGGAAAUCUCUCAGUGGAAACUAAGACAAUUCUGAAGGGAACAUUAUCCUCUUCUCUUCAGGAAGGUCUGAUACCAGGCUCCCAAUUCUGGGAUGCAAACAAGACUUUGCGAACUCUUCUUGAAGAAGGGUAUUUUACUGAAAAGGUAAAUGACAUUGGUGUGAUGUUACCCAGGGUCCUUAAAGGUAUGACGUCAGAGUCAGAUUCCAUUGGGUUGACACCAGGAGAGAAGAGUGAACUGGCUCUCUCUGCUUUAGGUGGUUGUGUCUUCUACCUCAAAAAAUGCCUUAUUGAUCAGGAGCUUUUAUCAAUGGCCAAUUUUGAAGAAUAUAUACCCUUGGAUUCUGAUAUGGUCAGUACAAGACCUGGUGCUAUUUUUACUAAAGCCAGUCAACGAAUGGUGCUAGAUGCAGUGACCUUGAACAAUUUGGAGAUUUUCCUGAAUGGGACAAAUGGUUCUACUGACGGGACUCUGUUCGAGAGGAUUGAUACUUGCCAUACUCCUUUUGGUAAGCGGCUCCUAAAACAGUGGCUUUGUGCCCCACUUUGUAGCCCUUUUGCUAUCAGUGAUCGCCUAGAUGCAGUAGAAGACCUCAUGGAUGUGCCUGACAAAAUCUCUGAAGUUGCAGACCUUCUGAAAAAGCUUCCAGAUCUUGAGAGGCUAUUGAGUAAAAUUCAUAAUGUUGGAUCUCCCCUAAAGAGCCAGAACCACCCCGAUAGUAGGGCUAUAAUGUAUGAGGAAACUACGUACAGCAAAAAAAAGAUUAUUGAUUUUCUUUCUGCUCUAGAAGGAUUCAAAGUAAUGUGUAAAAUUAUAGAGAUUAUGGAAGAAGUAGUUGAUGAGUUUAAAUCUAAAAUCCUUAAGCAAGUCGUUACUUUUCAGACCAAAAACCCUGAAGGACGCUUUCCUGAUUUGACUACAGAACUGAACCGAUGGGAUACAGCCUUUGACCAUGAAAAGGCUCGAAGGACUGGACUAAUUACUCCCAAAGCAGGAUUUGAUUCAGAUUAUGACCAGGCUCUUGCUGACAUAAGAGAAAACGAACAGAGCCUCCUAGAAUACUUAGACAAACAGCGAAGUAGAAUUGGCUGUAGGACUAUAGUCUAUUGGGGGAUUGGUAGGAACCGUUACCAGCUAGAAAUUCCAGAGAAUUUUACUACCCAUAAUUUGCCAGAAGAAUAUGAAUUGAAAUCUACCAAAAAAGGCUGUAAACGAUACUGGACCAAAACUAUUGAGAAGAAGUUGGCUAAUCUCAUCAAUGCUGAGGAACGUAGAGAUGUAUCAUUGAAGGACUGCAUGCGGCGACUGUUCUAUAACUUUGAUAAAAAUUAUAAGGACUGGCAGUGUGCUGUCGAUUGCAUCGCAGUGUUGGAUGUCUUAUUGUGCCUUGCUAACUAUAGUCAAGGGGGUGAUGGUCCUAUGUGUCGCCCAGUAAUUCUGUUACCAGGAGAAGACAAUCCACCCUUCUUAGAGCUUAAAGGAUCACGACAUCCCUGCAUUAUGAAGACUUUUUUUGGAGAUGAUUUUAUUCCUAAUGACAUUCUAAUAGGCUGUGAGGAACAAGAGGAAAAUGGCAAAGCCUAUUGUGUGCUUGUUACUGGACCAAAUAUGGGGGGCAAGUCUACACUCAUAAGACAGGCUGGCCUAUUAGCUGUAAUGGCCCAGAUGGGUUGUUAUGUACCUGCUGAAGUGUGUAGGCUCACACCAGUUGAUAGAGUGUUUACUAGACUUGGUGCCUCAGAUAGAAUAAUGUCUGGUGAAAGUACAUUUUUUGUUGAAUUGAGUGAAACUGCCAGCAUACUUAGGCAUGCAACGGCACAUUCUCUGGUGCUUGUGGAUGAAUUAGGAAGAGGUACUGCAACAUUUGAUGGGACAGCAAUAGCAAAUGCAGUUGUUAGAGAGCUUGCCGAGACCAUAAGGUGUCGUACAUUGUUUUCUACCCACUACCAUUCAUUAGUAGAGGAUUAUUCUAAAAAUGUUGCUGUGCGCCUAGGACACAUGGCAUGCAUGGUAGAAAAUGAAUGUGAAGACCCAAGUCAGGAGACUAUUACCUUCCUUUACAAAUUCAUUAAAGGUGCCUGUCCUAAGAGCUAUGGCUUUAAUGCAGCAAGGCUUGCUAAUCUUCCAGAAGAAGUUAUUCAAAAGGGACAUAGAAAAGCAAGAGAAUUUGAGAAGAUGAAUCAGUCACUACGACUAUUUCGGGAAGUCUACCUGGCUAGUGAAAGGUCGUCUAUAGAUGCUGAAGCUCUCCAUAAGUUGCUGGCUCUGAUUAAGGAAUUAUAGACUACAUUGGAAGCUUUGUGUUGACUUUUGACAAAGGUGGUAACUUCAGACAACAUUAUGAUCUAAUAAACUUUAUUUU
This is a messenger RNA of Fukomys damarensis (Damara mole-rat), 3896 nucleotides long. RefSeq names its product mutS homolog 6 (gene Msh6). Bases 41 to 3817 code for a protein of 1258 amino acids. Gene Ontology annotation, molecular function: mismatched DNA binding; ATP binding; ATP-dependent DNA damage sensor activity. The record is from RefSeq and is a predicted model, not a curated record. Gene Ontology annotation, cellular component: nucleus; MutSalpha complex. Gene Ontology annotation, biological process: mismatch repair. NCBI's taxonomy places the organism in Eukaryota, Metazoa, Chordata, Mammalia, Rodentia, Bathyergidae. The transcript has 9 exons.